AUGGAAGUCUUAUCUACUUCCUCUCCUCUAACCCUUCACACCCGCCGUCUCCCCUCUUCUUCAUCUUCUCCCGUCACCUCCUUCGCCGCUUCUUCCCUCUCUUCCUUCUCCUCCUCCUACCUCGGAAUCUCCCUCUCCAACCGCCGUACGAUCCACCGCCUCUCCACAACUCCAACGAACUCCCGCCGAUUCCCCCGCAAGAAACGAAACAAACUCACCCCGAUCUCAGCCGUUUUCGAGCGGUUCACCGAACGAGCCAUCAGAGCCAUCAUCUUCUCCCAGAAGGAAGCUAAAUCGUUGGGGAAAGACAUGGUCUACCCUCAGCACCUUCUCCUCGGCCUCAUCGCCGAGGAUCGCGACCCUCAGGGGUUCCUCGGAUCCGGAGUCACCGUAGACAAGGCGCGUGAAGCUGUCUCGAGUAUCUGGGACAAAGCUAACUCCGACGAUUCGGGCUUAUCGGAGUCGUCGUCGUCGAGUUCGUACUCUAGGUCCACGGAUAUGCCGUUCUCGAUCAGCACGAAGCGGGUGUUCGAAGCUGCGGUGGAGUAUUCGAGGACUUUGGAGUGUCAGUAUAUUGCUCCCGAGCAUAUAGCUGUCGGACUCUUUACCGUUGAUGACGGUAGCGCUGGGAAAGUCCUCAAGAGAUUGGGAGCAAAUAUGAAUUUGCUCACAGCAGCAGCACUGACCAGACUUAAAGGAGAGAUUGCCAAAGACGGAAGAGAACCACCUUCUUCUAAAGACGCUUCCCCUAAUGGCAGAGUUGGUGGUCCUGGAAGUGCUGGAAGAACUAAAGAGAAAAGUGUACUGGAACAGUUCUGUGUGGAUCUUACGGCACGAGCUAGCGAGGGGCUUAUUGAUCCUGUUAUUGGCAGGGAGAAGGAAGUUCAAAGAGUCAUCCAGAUACUUUGCCGCAGAACCAAAAACAACCCUAUUCUUCUAGGUGAGGCUGGUGUUGGGAAGACCGCCAUCGCUGAAGGACUAGCGAUUAGUAUUGCGGAAGCAAAUGCUCCUGGAUUUCUCUUGACAAAACGCAUCAUGUCCCUGGAUAUAGGACUGCUUAUGGCUGGUGCAAAGGAAAGAGGGGAACUGGAAUCACGAGUCACUGCUUUGAUAAGCGAAGUGAAAAAAUCAGGUAAGGUGAUUCUCUUCAUAGAUGAAGUGCACACUCUUAUUGGAUCUGGCACAGUCGGAAGAGGCAACAAAGGGUCUGGUCUUGACAUUGCUAAUCUCUUGAAACCACCACUUGGAAGGGGUGAACUUCAGUGCAUUGCAUCCACAACCCUUGACGAAUUCAGGAGUCAGUUUGAGAAGGACAAAGCCCUAGCAAGGAGGUUCCAGCCAGUGUUGAUUGACGAGCCAAGCGAGGAAGACGCGGUGAAGAUUUUGAUAGGCCUUCGUGAAAAAUACGAAGCCCAUCACAACUGCAAAUACACUAUGGAAGCUAUAGAUGCUGCAGUGUACCUUUCAUCGCGAUACAUCGCGGAUAGGUUUCUUCCAGAUAAAGCUAUCGAUCUUAUUGACGAGGCGGGAAGCAGAGCUCGCAUCCAAGCUUUUAGAAAGAAAAAGGAGGAUGCAAUCUGUAUCCUUUCGAAGCCACCGGAUGAUUACUGGCAAGAGAUCAGAACUGUUCAGGCCAUGCACGAAGUGGUUCUAUCAAGCAGGCCGAACCAGGAAGAUGGUAAUAACAUUGUAGACGAGUCUACUGAACUAGUUGAGGAGUCUUCUCUACCACCUGCAGCAGGCAACGAUGAGCCUAUAGAGGUGGGGCCUGAUGAUAUUGCAGCGGUUGCAUCGGCUUGGUCUGGAAUUCCAGUUCAGCAGAUCACCGCAGAUGAGAGAAUGCUUCUUAUGGGUCUAGAAGAUGAGCUCAGAAACAGAGUCGUUGGUCAAGACGAGGCCGUAGCUGCCAUAUCUAGAGCUGUGAAGAGGUCACGUGUUGGCUUAAAAGAUCCUGACCGUCCUAUUGCCGCUAUGCUGUUCUGUGGACCUACUGGAGUUGGAAAAACCGAACUCACUAAAGCUCUAGCAGCUAAUUAUUUUGGAUCGGAGGAAUCUAUGCUGAGAUUGGACAUGAGUGAGUACAUGGAGCGUCAUACGGUGAGCAAAUUGAUAGGCUCUCCUCCCGGAUAUGUUGGUUUUGAAGAAGGUGGAAUGCUCACUGAAGCUAUCAGGAGACGUCCUUUUACAGUGGUUUUAUUCGAUGAGAUAGAGAAAGCCCAUCCUGAUAUUUUCAACAUUCUUCUCCAGCUCUUCGAAGACGGCCAUCUUACCGAUUCACAGGGAAGGAGAGUGUCUUUCAAGAACGCACUGAUCAUAAUGACCUCUAAUGUCGGAUCAUCAGCCAUUGCCAAGGGAAGACAGAGGUCAAUCGGUUUUAUCCUCGAUGAUGACGAAGAGGAAGCUUCUUACUCUGGUAUGAAAGCUUUGGUAGUCGAAGAACUCAAGAACUACUUCCGUCCAGAGUUGUUGAACCGUAUUGACGAAAUCGUCAUCUUCAGACAGCUCGAGCAGGCGCAGAUGAUGGAGAUUUUGAAUCUGAUGUUACAAGACUUGAAGUCGAGGCUUGUGGCACUUGGAGUCGGUUUAGAGGUGUCUGAACCUGUCAAGGAGCUUAUAUGCAGACAAGGCUAUGAUCCGGCCUACGGUGCACGACCACUACGUAGAACCGUCACGGAGAUUGUGGAAGAUCCACUCAGCGAAGCCUUUCUUGCUGGGAGCUUUAAGCCCGGUGACACGGCUUUUGUGGUUCUCGAUGAUACAGGAAACCCUUCGGUUCGGACCAAACCAGAUUCUCACAAUGUACGAGUUACAGACAAGACAUCGAUCGCAUAGAUUUUCACCAUUGGAGGAUUGUAUAUAAAGAUUCUUUGGUUAUACUCUCUCGCCUUAUAGUUGAACCUCUAUUGCUUGUUGCAAAUGUGUGUAUAUAUAUAUAAAAAGAUACAUAGUGAUUAGUGCGUGAGGUAAUUGUAGUAGCUUAUUGAAUUAUGUAUUUGAUACUCGAAUUAAUUUUCUAAACUGGUCGAGUCAUGUGCUUGCA
This is a messenger RNA of Brassica rapa (field mustard), 3040 nucleotides long. RefSeq names its product chaperone protein ClpD, chloroplastic. Gene Ontology annotation, cellular component: cytoplasm. Gene Ontology annotation, biological process: cellular response to heat. NCBI's taxonomy places the organism in Eukaryota, Viridiplantae, Streptophyta, Magnoliopsida, Brassicales, Brassicaceae. The record is from RefSeq and is a predicted model, not a curated record. Gene Ontology annotation, molecular function: ATP hydrolysis activity; ATP binding.